Dunckerocampus dactyliophorus (ringed pipefish) is the source of this 2442-nucleotide messenger RNA. It is a transcript of the gene tfb2m, whose product is annotated as transcription factor B2, mitochondrial. Gene Ontology annotation, cellular component: mitochondrial matrix. The record is from RefSeq and is a predicted model, not a curated record. Gene Ontology annotation, molecular function: mitochondrial transcription factor activity; rRNA (adenine-N6,N6-)-dimethyltransferase activity. NCBI's taxonomy places the organism in Eukaryota, Metazoa, Chordata, Actinopteri, Syngnathiformes, Syngnathidae. The transcript is spliced from 10 exons. Gene Ontology annotation, biological process: rRNA methylation; transcription initiation at mitochondrial promoter. Bases 230 to 1573 code for a protein of 447 amino acids.
UAUUGUGCGACUGCAAUACCCAGGAACGUGUGGCGCACUCAUAACAAAUGUGGGGUCAGCAUGUCGAGAGCUCAAUGUCACAGUUUAUCCAUAAACAGGCUGCAAUGAAACGACUUUAAAACGCUGUCAUCGUUACAGUCGAAUACAUAGAGAGACGGCUACUGUGAGAGCACCUCUUCAGGACCCUCUGACUUGCCUUCAGUCUUUGAUAGCUACCUGCAUAUCCAACAUGUCCACCCAGAUCUGUAGGCUACUAGAGUUGGUCAUGCGCUCAACUUGCCGUCCUGCCAUCAGAAGUCAAUCUUGUUUACGAAAAACAGUUUUGGUAGCUGACAGUGUGCCUGGGGUCCCGUUGUUUCAAAGUAGGGCCUACAGCCUUGAUCCUCUUUCAUCUGGGCCUGGUCGGCCAACAUUUGGUGCAAGCGCUCAGCAACCCCGUGCAGAGAGGACGUCCAACUCAUCAGCGCUCACACACAGGAAGCUGUCUGCUGUGGCUGUAAAGGGCCAGUGUCGUCCUCUGUGCCAUUUUGACUUCCUGGAUCUGGGUGAGGUCGAGGAGAAUGUACGCCUUGCUCGCACCUGUAAGAAAGCCAGGCGUUUCAUAGUGGACCCAGACUUGGCUAAACUGGUAGCAGACCACCUCGGGCCUGACCUACACGCUGACAAGAGUGUUAUCUUUGAAUGUCACCCAGGUCCCGGGGUGUUGACUAGGACACUGCUUAACGCUGGAGCUCAAAGAGUUGUGGCUCUUGAGGCAGACAAGACCUUCCUUCCUUAUCUGCAGGAGUUGGAAGGCCAUCUUGAUGGUCAGCUGGAAGUGGUUCAUUGUGACUUCUUUAAACUGUGUGCUGUUUGGGAUGGAAACUACAAGCCCCCUGUUUUAUCCUCUGAAAAACUAUUUUCUGAUCUGGGAAUAACAGAGGCCAACUGGAUGGAUGACAUCCCAGUGAAGGUUGUGGGCAUCCUACCGCAGCAUAGUGAGCGCGCCAGCCUGCUGAAAUUUGUUUAUAACCUGUUUGAACGGAUGUCCUUCUACAGAUACGGAAGGGUUGAGCUCAACCUCUUCAUUAGUGAGAGGGAAUACUUGACUUUGGUGACACCUCCAGGUAAAAUGAGGCACUACAGACCCCUCAGUGUCCUCUGGCAGAUAGCCUGUGAUAUAGAGCUCCUUCACAAGGAGCCAUGGGAGUCGUUUGUGUCAUCCAGACGGACUUCAUCUCCUCGUAAAGGCUUGCUUCCCAAUGAUCACAUGUGCCUGGUUCGUCUGACUCCAAGGGCAGAUCUGUUUUCUGGCGGCCUCACACCCACCAACGCCUCCACUCUGAUGGUUAUGGUUAAACAGUGUUUGGCAAAGAGGACGGAAAAACUCAUUGACAGGCUGAAUCUCUGGUCACCGGAUAGUGGAAGUAAGUUGUUAUCAGAGGUGGGACUGCAGAAGGACAUCCUGACGGGUCACGUUUUUCCACAUGAAUAUCUGCAACUCUUCCAAUUGAUGGACAAGAGCCAGGAGUUCACUCAGAGCUGGCUUUAUGACGAGAUCCUGGAGAACACAGAGAUAGAGAGGUGGGCCUGAAGUGUUCACAGUAUACCUGACGCAAUCAUCAUGUGCAUAGGGUUCAAUCAAUCAUAAAAGUUUUGUAUCAUAUUCCUGUAGUAUGUAUGAAAUGUUCACAGCAGAUGAAUUCAGCGCUGGUGUUUUUUUUUUUAAACCUGGCAUUUUCAUUAUGUUGUCCCUUAGGAUUGGACAGCAUUACAAAUACACUGUAUAAGGUCAUCAGAUAUCUACAAACUGGUUCAUAACUGCAAUGUCUGGUCACAUACAGCAUGUAAAACAACUAAAGGAAAGUUCAGCAGAGCUUUGUAGGUUGUACAUUUUAAAACCUCCUCACUGGAGGAGCAGGCUCUAAGCAUAGUGAUUGUAAGUAUAUUUCUAGCUAAACAUGGCUUUCACUGUUGUAGUAAUGUCUUUUAAUGAAUGUUUGCUGAUGUCAUAUUUACAGGUUGUAUGCCAGUUAUGUGUAAUUUGGUCGGGAAAGGCAAUGCACCUUUCAAGCACAUUUAUACUCCUACAUUACUGUAAUACACCACACUUUUCUAUUUUGGAAUAGACGAUACAUGUUUUCUCAAACUAUGUUUGACAUGAAAAUAAUAUAUUAAAUGAAAUAAAACAAUUUUGAUUUCUUUCAAGUUUGUUUGGAAGACUAUUAAGAGACCUCGGUGCUUUUAGUAACAUACACUUCUGAACAAAACUGGGAGAAAAUACAAGUAUUGACAUUUUGAGCUGGUAACCAGAUUGUCAGUACAGCAUCAAAUUACAAAUAGAAGAAACAAGUAAGAGAUGAAAAAUAGGGAUUAUGCAGUUUAUUGAUUACCUCCAGAAAUAAACAUGACUACAGCUGUUGGAAAGUUUGUCAAAAUCAGUGCUGAAGUUUGCCCUCUGUG